Molecule: messenger RNA, 825 nt
Organism: Megalobrama amblycephala (Wuchang bream)
Lineage: Eukaryota; Metazoa; Chordata; Actinopteri; Cypriniformes; Xenocyprididae
Gene: dydc2
Product: DPY30 domain containing 2
Exons: 7
Coding region: 140-745 (201 amino acids)
Cellular component (GO): Set1C/COMPASS complex
Source: RefSeq, a predicted model, not a curated record
CUGCGCCGUUACCAUGGAGAUUGUUAACAGAACCUAAUACAAACCAACAUGUCUACCCUUUAAUAUCAUCGCUAAAACGCCAUUUGACGACAGUUUGGAUAGAUAAAUAUAGCUGUUAUCUCUCACAGGUGUGGAUCAGAUGGACUCGCAGUAUGUGAGCAGGACUCUGGGCCGCUGUCUCUCCGAAGGUCUCGCCGAGCUGAUCGAACUCAGACCGCUGGAUCCCAUCGAGUUCCUGUCGCUCUGGAUCCUCAAAUACAAACACAACCAGGAGCUCAAACUGGAGAAAGCCGCUCAUCAGAGACAGUUAGAGGAGGAGCAGCGGCGGCUCCAUGAGGAGACGCUCCAUCAGAAGAUCCUGCAGGAGGAGGAGAACCGGAUCAGAGCCGCACAUGAGCAGAUCCAGACAGUUCCUGAAUCAGCAGACGAGAGUAAACCUGCAGAUCUGAACCAGAGAGAAGAUGAGAGAGAGACUGCAGCAGAUCCUGCUGAUCACACAGAGUCAGAAGCAGUGAACGAGCUGAAUGAUCAGGUGGAGGAAACUAAUGAAGAUCAAACCUCUGAGAUCCUGAACCCAGAGGAGCCGCUCCCUCAGGAGGAUCACAGCGACACACAGAACCAGAGUAACGAAGCAGACACUCCUUCUGAAGAGAACCAACCUGGAGCAGAGAAAACUGAAGAUUCUGAUCAGAGACCGAUAAAAGAGGAAGACGAGGAAGAUGACGGAGCCGAAACCACAACAUGACGUGUUUCAUUAUUAAUCUCUGCUUUUGCUCCAUUUAAUCUCAUGCAUAUUGAUAUUAAAUGUUAUUUAUGAUAACUGAA